Molecule: messenger RNA, 510 nt
Organism: Symbiodinium natans
Lineage: Eukaryota; Dinophyceae; Suessiales; Symbiodiniaceae
Source: the annotation of a GenBank genome assembly
AUGGAGUACCUGACGAAGGAGCCGCUGGCUACAUGUCUUUCGUUCUGUUUGUGGAGUGAAGACCAGGAGAUCUUGGACUUCGACAGCAACCCGAAACCUGGCUUUGCUGUCCAAGCCAUCCCAUACAUCGAGGUCUACUCCUACCUGCGCGACCGCACGCGAUCAAUCAGAGUCGAUCUGCACCUUCAGCAACCUAGAUCCACCACCCAGCAAGUCUUUGUAGAGACGCACGAGUGCUGCCUGCGCUUCGAGAUGCUCUCGCUCUACCUCCUGCUAGGGAGGGGACAGAAUCAGGAGAAGGCCACCGAGAAGUACGACACCAAGCUGGGCUUAAAAGCCAUCUCCCAGACCAUCGAGCCAUUGCUGAACUCAUACCAGGCGCUGCAUGAGAAGCAGAUCGCUAAAUCCAUCCUCGCCGAGGCCAUGGGCGGGUUUGGCCUGGCGGAUGACGACGAUGAUGAGGUGAACCUCUGCCACCCAGGAAGUCGAAAGGAAGACCGCUACAUCUGA